CAUAAAAUAUUAUUAGCAGUGUAAGUGUUCAAAUGAAAAUCCUAUAAAAUAAAACAACUACAUUUCCUCCGAUUCCGGUUCCACCCACCCAUUGACCUUGUUCCCUCGAAGGUUUCACCACAUUCCUCACGUUUACCGAAUUCUUCAUUUAUCAUUACGAUACACAGCACAAUGUUUCUCCAUUGCUCCCACUGAUGGAUUCUCCUUCUUUCUCUUCCUCCUCCUCCGAGUUCGCUUCCAUAGCCACCGCCAAUCAGAGUGUGGCCCGGAGCGGCGGAGAAGGCGCGGCGGCGGAGCAAUCACGGCGGUGGCACGACGUAUUCUGGUUAGGAAUAUUCUUGAUCCAUUUGAUUGGGCUGGGGUUCCUUCUGGGGGUUCUUGGCCUUAAUAGGUUUGAGAAAGAGAAUAGGCUUAACAUUGACAAGUACACGUCCCGGUUUUCUGAGAACGAAUCCGGGUUGACUGAGACUUACUGGCCACUGUAUGCUGCUGCUGGUGGGGUUGGGACUGUUCUUGGAUGGAUUUGGUUGGUGUUGUUGGGUUCCCAGGCCACCCAAAUGAUGAAGGUUUCUGUUCACAUACUCACCACUUACCUUGCUGUCAUCAGUGUUUUGUGUUUUUGGGCUGGCCAGAUUUUCUGGGGGGUUGCUUUUGCUAUUGGAGCUUCUAUCCAGUUCCUUUAUGUCAUAUCAGUCAUAGACAGACUUCCAUUUACGAUGUUGGUUCUGCAAAAAGCUGUGAAGAUGGUUUGGAAUCUUCCUGAGGUUAGGAGAGUGGCAUAUGCAUUUAUGUUUGUCGUGCUUUUAUGGAUGGCCUUAUGGUCAUUUGGAGCAGCGGGUGUUGUGGCUUCGAGCAUGGGUGAUGGUGGCCGCUGGUGGCUUCUUGUGGUUCUCUCUGUGAGCUUAUUCUGGACAGGUGCAGUACUAUGUAAUACUGUACAUGUUAUAGUGUCUGGGAUGGUGUUUCUUGUUCUUUUUCAUGGUGGUAGAGAUGCAGCUUCUAUUCCAGCUAACUCCUUAAUGAAAUCUCUAAAGUAUGCUUUAACAACAUCUUUUGGCAGCAUUUGUUAUGGUUCAUUAUUUACUGCAGCUAUUAGGACACUGCGGUGGGAGAUACGGGGAUUUCGGUCAAAGAUCGGCAAUAAUGAGUGUUUACUUUGCUUGGUUGAUUUUCUUUUCCAUCUUGUGGAGACUCUUGUUCGUUUCUUUAACAAGUAUGCCUAUGUUCAGAUUGCUGUUCAUGGUAAAAGCUUUAACCGCUCAGCUAGAGAUGCAUGGGAGUUAUUCCAGUCAACUGGGGUUGAAGCACUUGUGGCCUAUGAUUGUUCUGGUGCUGUCCUUCUAAUGGGCACUGUUUUUGGUGGACUGAUAACUGGAACUUGCUCUGGUGUUUGGGCAUGGGUUAAAUGGGGGGACAGAGUUAUUAUGAUUGGGUCUACGUCCAUGCUGAUGGGGAUGGUACUGGUUGGAUUGGCAAUGGUUGUGGUGGAAAGUGCUGUUACAUCGAUAUAUAUCUGCUAUGCAGAAGACCCCUUAUUGAUUCAGAGAUGGGAUGCUGAAUUUUUCAACCAGAUGUCUGAGACACUUCAUCAGCGACUUCAAUAUAGGAGUGCUCGAGCAAGGGAAGUUUUAGCCCACAAUCGACUUCAUGACCUGGUACAACAAAACGCUUCUAUUUGAGGGUGCUACAACACUUUGUGUCUGUUUAUCCAUUACAUGUCAACCAUAUUUUUCAUUUCAUAUUUUCAGUUAAAUUAAUAUUUAAUAGGAGUAGGGUAAAGUCUCUGGUCGUAGUGUGGUUAUCUAUCAGCAACGUUGAUGAAUUUGAUACGUGUAGACUACAAAAUGUACAGCUUUUUUUGGCAAAAAAUAAAAUAACAUUUACAGUAUUGAGAUAUU
This is a messenger RNA of Cajanus cajan (pigeon pea), 1898 nucleotides long. RefSeq lists its product as uncharacterized. The record is from RefSeq and is a predicted model, not a curated record. Gene Ontology annotation, molecular function: transmembrane transporter activity. Gene Ontology annotation, cellular component: membrane. NCBI's taxonomy places the organism in Eukaryota, Viridiplantae, Streptophyta, Magnoliopsida, Fabales, Fabaceae. Gene Ontology annotation, biological process: transmembrane transport.